UUUGAAUGGCUCUAUGCGUCACAGCCCAGUUGUUUUGGAAGUUCAGUUGCUGGACAGUUUACCAGACCAGAAUCUGAUUGAAAAACUUGUGUGUGUUGAUUGCACUAAAAAAUGCAGCCAUGCCCCAUCAAUUCAUGUGUAUGUUGAAACAACACAGGCGUCUGCAUCAGAUCUACAGGAUAUAUCCAUGCUUAUAAACUCAUUCAUUCUAAAUAAACACACUGAGAACUGUGCAGAAAUACUCUUCUUUGAAAAAGGAACAUUUAAACAUUAUGAGCAGCAAAAUGGCGAUUUCAUGCGCUUUCAAAUGCGUGACAAUGUUGUUUGUGGUCGAAUGAAUGAAAAUGUUGUCUACAAAUGGAUCAGUUGUGAUUAUGAGGAAAUUUCCGCAAGAAACAAUGAAAAAUGUUCAAAAUGUUAUGGUACUGAUCUGUUGAAGCCCCUGUCGAUGAAAUCUUUUGAUGUUCUAAACGAAUGGUACAUCGAAUCACCACUUAUCUGCCAAAUACUCUUCGAAACAUUUCUAAAUCCAAAGAGCUUGAGGAAACGGGACAAUCUUGAGAUGUUUCUGCAGAAUAAAUACUCACGUUUCUACAGCCUUUAUGAUAUUUUGCUGAAUAUACACAACAAGAAAUAUCACGGCAUUGUUCAAGAGAUGCAAACAAAAGAACUGUCCAUGAACUUCCAAUGUAUUUCUACAGUGUUUCAAGUGACAUCAACAGCUGGGGCUACACAAAGUUUGAGAACUGCAGAAAGGAAACUGAAACAAGAGUCGGAAAUUGAGCUGACAUACUACAAUACGUACUUGAAGAAAUAUCCAUUGACUUACACUUCUUCUGCUGGAACAAAAACAGAUUUGGUGAAUUUGCGAGGCUGCAUUCUGAUUUUAAUGAUGGACAAUUUGGUCAGAAUGAAAUAUCACGGUGACCCCAAUCCGGGUGAACACAGAUCAAUGCAGAUAUGCACUCUCCCGAUCACUGUUAAAGGACUUCCAAUAGAUUCGAUUGAGACAGAAACGUGGCAUGAAAGUAGCUGUCAAACGUCCCAAAACAUUUGCGAAUGCAAGAAGGACACCCACCUCCAGAAAGAUCAAAUUGACACAUACAUUUUGUCGUUGUCAGAGGAGGAAAAGUCAUCAUUUGGAAGGUUUCGUCAACUAUGUUGUCUUGGUAGUCGACGUUUAUGGACGCAGAUAUUAGAAGAAGAGCUGCACCUUACAACACCUGUCAGGCCACAGAACAAUGACUUGGACAUGUCCUUUGCUUCACUUCUUCUUGAUGAUAUGCCAGAAUUGGAGGAAGAUACGACGACCGGUGAAGCUAUGGUACUCAUUGAAAAUGUGGAAAGGAUUGGUGAAAUAAACGAAACAGAAGAAGAUGUUAAUGAAGAUAUUAGGGGGUUAGAUCUGGAUGACAUUGAGAUUGAUGAAGCCGGUCUGUCGUAUGAACCAUGGGAUGUUGAGGAGAGUUUGUUUAUAGGUGAAUUCAUGCCCGAAAAUGAAAUGUCAGAGAUCAUUGAUGUUUCUAUCAUAAACGAAAUCGACAGCAGUGAAAUAAGAGAUACUGAUAGUGCAAAAGAAGAAUCCUACUCGAUUACCUUGGUUUCCAGCAGUACAAACCACCUACACUCCUAACACGGCACCCUCCACCAGCUUUAGGAAGAGAUGAUGACAUUGAAAAACUGAAAGAGGUCCUUGACGAUGUACUUACCAAGUCUGAUAACAACCACAGUGAAGCACAUAAAGUUCUGUUCGGUCCUGAUAACAAAAUUUCGUCAAAU
This is a messenger RNA of Mercenaria mercenaria, 1779 nucleotides long. RefSeq lists its product as uncharacterized. NCBI's taxonomy places the organism in Eukaryota, Metazoa, Mollusca, Bivalvia, Venerida, Veneridae. The record is from RefSeq and is a predicted model, not a curated record. The coding region runs from base 14 to 1633 and encodes 539 amino acids. The transcript has 3 exons.